UCCGAUUGUUGAUGAAUUUCCUCUGACGCUCGCAUAUGUCAAACAUUAAAUAGGGGUGCUACCGUAACGCUGCCGAAAACGUUUUCGUCAAAUGAAAACAAAUUUUUUUUGCCGGUUUACAAAUCAAACGUCUUCUCUUUAAAGAAAAACAAACAAAAUGAAAUUAGUAAGAUUUCUGAUGAAGCUUAGCCACGAAACUGUGACUAUUGAAUUAAAAAAUGGAACUCAAAUCCAUGGAACUAUUACUGGUGUGGAUGUAGCCAUGAACACUCAUCUCAAAAGUGUCAGAAUGACUAUAAGAAACAGAGAUCCAGUGCACUUGGAAUCUCUAAGCAUUCGUGGUAACAAUGUACGCUACUUCAUAUUACCGGAUAGCUUGCCAUUAGAAACGCUGCUCAUUGAUGACACCCCGAAAUCCAAGACCAAAAAAAAGGAAAGCGGACGUGUUGGAAAUCGCGGAAGGGGAAGAGGAGCUCGUGGACGUGGUGGAGCUCGGGGACGCGGACGAGGCAGAGCAUCAGGCAGACGUUAAUUGUAUCCAUAACUAAUAAAAUUAAAGUAUAUAA
Molecule: messenger RNA, 566 nt
Organism: Drosophila willistoni
Lineage: Eukaryota; Metazoa; Arthropoda; Insecta; Diptera; Drosophilidae
Gene: SmD1
Product: probable small nuclear ribonucleoprotein Sm D1
Exons: 2
Coding region: 158-532 (124 amino acids)
Biological process (GO): RNA processing; spliceosomal snRNP assembly
Cellular component (GO): U12-type spliceosomal complex; commitment complex; pICln-Sm protein complex
Molecular function (GO): RNA binding
Source: RefSeq, a predicted model, not a curated record